Molecule: messenger RNA, 1446 nt
Organism: Ostertagia ostertagi
Lineage: Eukaryota; Metazoa; Nematoda; Chromadorea; Rhabditida; Trichostrongylidae
Source: the annotation of a GenBank genome assembly
AUGAUCGCUGAAGAUAACGAUUUCCGCCUCAUUUAUGUGCUAUGGCGUUGGUGCCUUAGUGGUGCAACGGAGUCUAAAGGUUUUGGAGAACUCGCUUAUCAAAUCAGCGAUAUCAAGGAGUUGUCAGGAUUACCCAGAACCUACAUAAACCGAACGGUGAACGGGAAGAGAAUCGGACCUGACCCGGAUUCAAUGCUCUCAGCUCCUGAGGAUCCUAAUCUCGAGAAACUUACACGUGUAGUGUUCAGUCUUCUUCGAUGUGGACGUUUUGAGGAGGCAAUGAAGUUAAGUGGCGAUAUGUAUGUGCCUUGGUUGGUUCCGCUGAUUCGGUCACAGCUGCUUCUCGUCGAUUCAAGUUUAAUCAGUGCUGAACUCACGAAGCAGGAAAGAGCCCGCUUUCACUUCAGGAAACUAUUUUACCAGACUAUGGUUAAAGCAAUUUCCGAGACCAAAUAUUCAAUGGGAAUUCGAAUGGUGUUUGCUGCUAUUGCAGGAGAUUGGCAAUUUCUUCUCCCUUUAGCCGUCACUGUGGAUGACCGACUUUGGUGCUAUGCUAAUUUGCUGCUGUCCAGGCUAAAUACUGCUCUUGGAAUUGAACAUCCGAUUUUUGCCCCUACAACAGUUGAAGGAAUAUUUGAAGCCAUAGCCACGUCGGAGCCUUCUCCAUAUUACAUCCUCAUGAGCUAUAUGAUGAGAGGUGCGUGGGAAGAGGCGGUCGAUUGGAUGUAUUCGUAUUGUCUGGACGUUGAAAGAAGCCGGGAGCAAAAGUACAGUCGCUGUACCGUUUUUUCGGUCUUGUCACAAGAGAAUCAUGGCAAAAAUCUUGUCGGCCGUAUGAUUGACGUUUUGCUCCAGAAGCAGGUGUUUAGCCUGAUUCCGUUUUAUGCGGCGCUUUUGCCGAAAGAUGACGCUCUGAAGCGUAUUUGGGAUGUAAUGCCACGGAAUAUGUGGUUGACAUGGCGAUCUUAUGCGCUGAUUAGCGCCUGUGGCGACAAGAAGCUUCUGAAUGCCAUCGCCGAAACCAAUGGUGUUCUGCGCUAUUAUUUGCUAGGUGAUAUGGAAGAUGAGGCGAGCGCUCUGAUCGAUAGGUGUGAGCAGUUGAAAUUGGUGGAUCGCCUUGCUGCACUGGUAAAGAAUGAGAACAGUGAUGAAACGUCACAAUGGGCAACUACAGCGGGUAUUGCUAUUGACGAGUACAACAAUCACUGCUUAUACUUGCGAACAUUUGAUGCGAUCACAGCGUUUGUGCGACAUCCAGGCUGGAGGUCAGAGACAGAAGAGGACUGGGGCCGAUCAGAACAGCUGAAGGCACUGCGAGAGCGAUGUUAUGCGAAUAUGCUAAGUGUGCUGAUACGUGAUCUGAGAAUGUGUAAUGACACCGAUACUGUCUUAGACGUUCUUGCGGUGCUGGCUGACGAAGGACUAGAGCUUUAUAAGGUUUGUAAG